AGGUCUGUCUGACAACGUGCCUGAAUGGAAACGUCAGAUCGACGCAACUGUCCGAGAAGCAACGCUGUGCAUACUGUGUGUUGGACGUGAGAGAGAAGCAUGGACCCACAUAAGGUGUCGGAGUUGAAGGGUUUUGUACAAAUGUGCAAAUCCAAUCCAGCGAUUCUGCACCUUCCUGAGAUGGACUUUCUCCGGAACUGGCUGGAAAGCAUGGGUGCAAAACUUCCUCCCUCACCAACGAAAGGGGAUUCGUGCAAGGGAAGUUGUCCAUGUGGUCCGGCUCCUACAACUGCUCCACCACCUGAACCUGAGCCUCCUAUACCAUCUGAGAGUGAGGAGAGUGAAAUAGAAAUCGACAAAGAUGGAGUGAUCGAACCCGAUACAGAUGAGCCUCAGGAGAUGGGAGAGUUUGAAAAUGUUGAGGUCACAGAGGAGAUGAUGGACCAGGCCACUGAGAAGAAGAUGGAGGCCAUUAAUGCUCUAGGAGAGGGUGACCUCCAGAAAGCUCUAGAGCUCUUCACUGAGGCCAUCAAGCUGAACCCUUGCUUAGCCAUCCUGUAUGCCAAGAGGGCCAGUGUGUUUAUCCGGAUGCAGAAACCCAACGCAGCCAUAAGAGAUUGUGACAGAGCAAUCAAAAUCAACCCAGACUCUGCACAGCCUUACAAGUGGAGGGGUAAAGCUCAUAGGUUGCUGGGCCAUUGGGAGGAGGCAGCGAAAGAUCUGGCCACAGCAUGUAAACUGGAUUAUGACGAGGAUGCCAGUGCAAUGCUGAAGGAGGUCCAGCCAAAGGCUCAUAAAAUCUUUGAGCACAGACGUAAGUAUGAGCGUAAGAGGGAAGAGAAAGAGAUCAAGGAGAAACAAGACCGGAUAAAGAAAGCCAGAGAAGAGCACGAGCGUGCUCAGAGGGAGGAACAAGCCAGACAAUCUGGAGGUGGAUUCUUUCCAGGUUCUGCUGGAUUCCCAGGUGGAGCAGCUGGAGGAAUGGCGGGUUUUGGUGAAUUCCUAAAUGAUCCUGAGCUGCUCAGUGCAAUGAAGGAUCCUGAGGUGAUGGCCGCCUUCCAGGAUGUGGCGCAAAACCCAGCCAACAUUUCCAAGUACCAGAACAACCCUAAAAUAAUGACGCUGGUAACUAAACUGAGUGCCAAAUUUGGAACCCCACCUCAGCCAUAGGUGGAACAGGACCAAAGUAAAACAGGGAUGGGGAGAAUAUAUAGUGAGAAACUGGAGUCAUGAUGCUUUUUUUUUUUUUUUCCCAAUUAUUCCACUGUGUGCAGAUCUAACUGGUUAGAGAGUGACGAUCAUGUAAUCAGCCUGUUAGCAUUUAGUAAUGUCCUAAUGAAGUAACGUGAUGGUUUGGAGUGUCUGAUAUUUAGAUGCCCCUCUGAUUUUGUGUCACUCUGCCAGCUGGAGCUUUGCUAACUACAGGAUUGGAACCUGGAUCUGGGAAACUGUGGUCAUCUGUUUGAUCGGUAGCUCAAACAUUUUUACAGCUGUUUCUCUGAACAGAACUAGUCCCACAUACAGUUGUUUGCACUUCUAUUAUAACAAAUGCAAAAAGGUUGCUGUUGAAGUUUGAGAAACAGUGAUUCACAAUAAAA
Messenger RNA from Thalassophryne amazonica, 1598 nucleotides. RefSeq names its product ST13 Hsp70 interacting protein (gene st13). The transcript is spliced from 13 exons. Gene Ontology annotation, molecular function: protein dimerization activity; Hsp70 protein binding. NCBI's taxonomy places the organism in Eukaryota, Metazoa, Chordata, Actinopteri, Batrachoidiformes, Batrachoididae. The record is from RefSeq and is a predicted model, not a curated record. Bases 100 to 1170 code for a protein of 356 amino acids.